GGCAGUUACCAAAAUCCGCAGGUUGACAACCGACUCCGACCGGAUGCAAACUUCAUGCAAGCCCAACAAUCUUCGUCGUCUAUGAACCACAUCGCUGCUCGUCGUGUGCUCUCCCGCGAAUGACACGUGUUGUCAACCACCACACGGCGACGUAAACGAUAUCUUUGUCUUUGUUUGACGCGCAGGGCUAGCCUCGUUAGCUGCUACCUUUAGCAGUAGCAAGUCGGUGUAUCAGUUGCUCUGUUAGGCACACAUGCGUCCGCAUGCAUCAGCUGUUUGCACAGGUCGAGCUUCAAGUUACUUGCCAGUCGAGUCUGAGUUUAUGCUAGUUCGACAUGUCCCAUCAGCUGACUGCAGAGCAGCAGCGAACGAUCGAGGAGAACAGGCGGAGGGCGUUGGAGAGACGAGCCCAAAGACUCGGGCAGCCUGUCGGCUUCAAUGAUGUCACCUCAGCAGGACCCGGCGGUGCUCCGGUGCAGAGGCAGCCUCCUCCUGCACACAGAGUUUCCCCGGAUCCCGCUGCUCUCGUCCAUCACAGAGACACGUCCACUUGCUCAGUUUCUGCACCGAAACGUUAUGUUCCACCCCCGAAGCACCAGUCGCAGGGCUUCAGCAACCAAAAGCAGGAGCCAGCAGCGCGCCAGCAGUCAGCAGGAGGUGGCAACCACAUCAACCAGGGUGGGCCGUGUACCUCUGCUUCCUCCAGACAGAAGAUCCAAGUUAUUGAGCCACUUCCUCAGGCGAGGGGUCAACAUGCCAGCAGCCCCGUCUUGUUCAGCGGAGGAAGCUUCGGUGGGAAACCAGCUCAGCCCAAACCUCACCUCACCCCCAGCGGCUCGGGCGGCGCGGCCGGCUCAUUCUACAAGCAACCGAUCGGCAAACCGGCCCAGAGUUCCGUGGUGCCGCCUUCCUCCAACCCCUCGACUUUGAAUGGCACGGCUGCAAAAAAGCCCGCCAUCUCUGUGCGGGGAAAAUGUGCACCUCAUACGGAGGGCCGCUUUAGAGUGGAAGUGGGCUACCAUGCAGAACUUAUAGCUGUUUUCAAGUCUAUCCCCUCCAAGAGCUAUGACCCUGCCACAAAGAUGUGGAACUUCAGCCUGGAGGACUAUCAACAGCUAAUGGAGCAGGCAGCCUCUAUCGCCUCUGUGUCUUUGAAGCCUCUGGAAGGAAUGGAAGCGGUGGAUGUCGCGGUGGUGGCGUCCACCUGUCGAGCUCGCGACGGUGCGUUGCUGGCGGCGCUGCUGAAGCUGUGUAGUGGCUGGCAGAAACCUGGAGCCAUUCUACAGGGCCAGUGCAUCCUGGUGUCUCGGACAAAGUUUGAGGUUGACGUUGGUUACAAUGCUGAUGUCAUUGCAGCGUUUAAACAAAUGCCGACAAAGGAAUAUGACAUGAAAACCAGAAAGUGGAGCUUUUCCCUUGACGAUUACAAGAGACUCAUGGAUCUCCUCGGUGGGAUGGCAGCAGUGGAGGUGGAGCCUCUGCCCAGGGCAGUAAUCCAGGCUUUCUCUGCCAGGUUUGACGGGACUGAAGCCAGGUCUUUAGACGUCCCGAAGGCCGACCUCUCCAGCAUCGACCCCUCGCUCACCCAAAGCCUUAUGCCCUUCCAAAGGGAGGGAGUCAAUUUUGCAGUGUUUAAACAAGGCCGUCUCCUCCUGGCUGAUGAUAUGGGCCUGGGAAAGACUGUGCAGGCCAUUUGCAUAGCAGCUUACUACAGGAACGAGUGGCCCUUACUGGUGGUGGCUCCCUCCUCUGUACGCUUCACCUGGGCUGAGGCCUUCAGACGCUGGCUCCCCUCCCUGAGUCCUGACAGCAUCAAUGUGGUGGUGAAGGCCAAAGACAAGCUGCGGUCCGGUAUGGUCAACAUCAUCAGCUACGACCUGCUGAGCAGGAUGGACAAGCUGCAGCCAGGAGACCCCUUCAACGUCCUCAUCAUGGAUGAGUCUCACUUUCUGAAGAAUAUGAAGACUGCUCGGUGUAAAGCAGCCCUGCCCCUAAUGAAGGCAGCAAAGAGAGUGAUUCUUCUGUCUGGCACCCCAGCCAUGUCCAGGCCCUCUGAGCUCUACACCCAGAUUCUGUCUGUCAGACCGACACUCUUUCCCCGCUUCCAUGAAUUUGGGAUGCGCUACUGUGAUGCCAGAAAGAACACUUGGGGCUGGGACUACUCGGGCUCUUCGAACCUCGGGGAGUUGAAGCUGCUGCUGGAGGAGUGUCUGAUGUUGCGGCGUCUCAAAUCCGAAGUCCUGUCCCAGCUUCCUGCCAAACAGCGCAAAGUUGUCACGGUGACAAUCGAUGGCAUCAACACCCGCACGAAAGCUGCGCUGUCAGCCGCUGCCAAACAGUUGGCCAUCGGACAUCGCAAUAAAAUGGAAGAGAAGGAAGCCCUCCUCGUCUUUUAUAACCACACUGCUGAAGCCAAGCUGCAAGCCAUCAUGGAGUACAUCACGGACAUGCUGGAGUGUGGGAGGGAGAAGUUUCUAGUAUUCGCCCAUCAUAAGUUAGUUCUGGAUCAUAUCGCCUCCGAACUGGGGAAAAAGGGUGUCGAUUUCAUCCGUAUUGACGGGGCCACCCCAUCAGCCGACCGGCAGCUGCGGUGUGAUCGGUUUCAGAACUCAACAAAGACCUGUGUGGCUGUACUGUCCAUCACUGCAGCCAACAUGGGUCUGACCCUGCACUCGGCAGACCUGGUGAUCUUUGCUGAGCUCUUCUGGAACCCCGGGGUUCUCAUUCAGGCAGAGGAUCGGGUGCACCGUAUUGGACAAACCAGCAAUGUGAACAUUCACUACCUGGUUGGCAAGGGAACUGCUGAUGAUCACCUGUGGCCAAUGAUCCAGGAAAAAAUGAAUGUGUUGGAGCAAGUGGGUCUUUCUGAGUCCAACCUCUCCGACAAUGCAGUGAACGCCAGCUUCCACUCUAAGGACCCUAACCAGAGGAGCAUCAUGGAGAUGUUCCAGAGAUCUUUCACGGCAGACGACGACAUGGACGAGGCCAUCUUACUGCAGGCAGCUGACGACUGGGACAACACUGUGCCGGAGAACGGCUCUGGACAACAUCAUGGCACGAUCGGACAAAGCCCCAGCAAAAGGAGCAUCAAGGAAUAUUUCAGCAGAUGACUUGGAACAAAAUUCUUUGACAAAAAUUAUUUUAACUUUGUCUUUUUUUUACUGUAACAAGUCCUAGUUGUCAGCCCAUCAUGACCAAUGCGAGGUUAUUUUGUUUUGCAAUGGUUAUCAGAUGCCUUAAAUGUUUUAUAAUACAUCAAAUAAUUGUCUAAUAAACCUAUAUAUAUAUAUUUGUUUUGCAUAAAAUAAAUGAAUCCUACCCGA
Molecule: messenger RNA, 3323 nt
Organism: Scophthalmus maximus (turbot)
Lineage: Eukaryota; Metazoa; Chordata; Actinopteri; Pleuronectiformes; Scophthalmidae
Gene: smarcal1
Product: SWI/SNF related, matrix associated, actin dependent regulator of chromatin, subfamily a-like 1
Exons: 17
Coding region: 336-3110 (924 amino acids)
Biological process (GO): replication fork processing; DNA repair
Cellular component (GO): nuclear replication fork
Molecular function (GO): ATP-dependent chromatin remodeler activity; ATP binding
Source: RefSeq, a predicted model, not a curated record